AUGGCAGCAGUAGGCAUGGCCUUGUUGUGCCUCGUUCCUCCCACUGCUCCCGGGGCGGCUCGGCGUCUGCUGGGCCAAAAGGCCGGCUGCCAAACCCUCAGCCCACCCUUGGCCUUGGGAGCCCGAGGAAAAGCUGCCACAGCCACCGCGCUCCCUCAGGCCGGGCGGGGGACACCCCAGGUCUGCGUGGCCCCCGCGCCGCCACGCCCAGUGGCCGCCCGAGCCCUGCGAGCAGGGGGAGGAGCCGCCGCCAGUGGAGGCGGAGGAGCAGAGGAGGCGGAGACGGCGGAGACGGCGGAGAAGGCGGAGAGGAAGGUGGAGGCGGAGGCGAAGGUGGAGGGGAAGGUGGAGGCGGCGGGGAAGGUGGAGGCGGCCGGGAAGGUGGACGCCACCGGGAAGGUGGAGACGGCAGGGAAGGUGGACGCUGCCGGGAAGGUGGAGACGGCGGAGGGUCCGGGCCGCCGGGUAGAGCUCAAGCUGGAGCCCGAACCCGAACCCGAGCCGGCACGGGAGGCGGAGCAGGGGCCGAAGGGGGAGCCGAAGCAGGAGCCCGAGGAUGAGAACCCGGCGCGGAGCGGCGGUGGCGGCGGCAGCGACGAGGUUCCUCUCCCCACCCUUCCCUCCGACCCCUCGCGGCCCCCCGAUCCCUCCCCGCGGCGCAGCCGUGCCCCCCGCCGCCGACCCCGGCCGCGGCCGCAGACCCGGCUCCGUACCCCGCCGCAGCCUAGGCCACGGCCCCCGCCCCGGCCCCGGCCCCGGCGCGGCCCUGGGGGCGGAUGCCUGGAUGUGGAUUUCGCUGUGGGUCCACCAGGCUGUUCCCACGUGAACAGCUUUAAGGUGGGAGAGAACUGGAGGCAGGAACUGCGGGUGAUCUACCAGUGCUUCGUGUGGUGUGGAACCCCAGAGACCAGGAAAAGCAAGGCAAAGUCGUGCAUCUGCCAUGUGUGCGGCACCCAUUUGAACAGACUCCACUCUUGCCUUUCCUGUGUCUUCUUUGGCUGUUUCACAGAGAAACACAUUCAUGAGCACGCUGAGACAAAACAACACAACUUAGCUGUAGACCUUUAUUACGGAGGUAUAUACUGCUUUAUGUGUAAGGAUUAUGUAUAUGACAAAGACAUUGAGCAAAUUGCCAAAGAAGAGCAAGGGGAAGCUUUGAAAUUACAAGCUUCCACCUCAACCGAGGUUUCUCACCAGCAGUGUUCCAUGCCAGGCCUCAGUGAGAAAUAUCCAACCUGGGAGACAACCAAACCCGAGUUAGAACUGCUGGGCCACAACCCAAGGAGAAGAAGAAUUACCUCCAGCUUUACCAUCGGUUUAAGAGGACUAAUCAAUCUUGGCAACACGUGCUUUAUGAACUGCAUCGUCCAGGCCCUUACCCACACUCCGAUCCUGAGAGAUUUCUUCCUCUCCGACAGGCACAGAUGUGAAAUGCCAAGUCCCGAGUUGUGUCUGGUCUGUGAGAUGUCUUCGCUUUUUCGGGAGUUGUAUUCUGGAAAUCCAUCUCCUCACGUUCCCUAUAAAUUACUGCACCUGGUGUGGAUACACGCACGGCAUUUAGCAGGGUACAGGCAACAGGAUGCCCAUGAGUUCCUCAUCGCAGCGUUAGAUGUCCUGCACAGGCACUGCAAAGGUGAUGAUGCCGGGAAGGCAGCCAACAAUCCCAACCACUGUAACUGCAUCAUUGACCAAAUCUUCACAGGUGGCCUGCAAUCUGAUGUUACCUGUCAAGCCUGCCAUGGUGUCUCCACCACGAUAGACCCAUGCUGGGACAUCAGUUUGGACUUGCCUGGCUCUUGCACCUCCUUCUGGCCUAUGAGCCCAGGGAGGGAGAGCAGUGUGAAUGGGGAAAGCCACAUACCAGGAAUCACCACCCUCACGGACUGCCUGCGAAGGUUUACGAGGCCAGAGCACUUAGGAAGCAGUGCCAAAAUCAAGUGCGGUAGUUGCCAAAGCUACCAGGAAUCUACCAAACAGCUCACAAUGAAUAAAUUACCUGUCGUUGCCUGUUUUCAUUUCAAACGGUUUGAACACUCAGCCAAACAGAGGCGCAAGAUCACUACAUACAUAUCCUUUCCGCUGGAGCUGGAUAUGACACCGUUCAUGGCCUCGAGUAAAGAGAGCAGAAUGAAUGGACAGUUGCAGCUGCCAACCAAUAGUGGAAACGACGAGAAUAAGUAUUCCUUGUUUGCUGUGGUUAAUCACCAAGGAACCUUGGAGAGUGGCCACUACACCAGCUUCAUCCGGCACCACAAGGACCAGUGGUUCAAGUGUGAUGAUGCCGUCAUCACCAAGGCCAGUAUUAAGGACGUUCUGGACAGUGAAGGGUAUUUACUGUUCUAUCACAAACAGGUCCUGGAACAUGAGUCAGAAAAAGUGAAAGAAGUGAAUACACAAGCCUACUGAAGUGACACACAGACCUACCUACCUGUAAUGGAAGAUGACAGCACCCGUACUACAACUGGCAUUGAGAUUUAAAGGACCUACUUGCAUGGCCCACGGGCCUGACAGAGUAAGAAUUGAACAGUUCCCAGUGUCUAAAAGGUCCUGAUUGGAAGAGAAAUAGAAGGGGCGGGAGAAGAGGCUCUAGUCUUAAGCGGUCAUUUAAAGGAAGGUUAAAUGGCAGGAUGCUCUGGGUGGGGGAGGCAGGAGCAGGGAAAUCCUGACACUGGUACAUAUCCUAUA
Molecule: messenger RNA, 2685 nt
Organism: Eubalaena glacialis (North Atlantic right whale)
Lineage: Eukaryota; Metazoa; Chordata; Mammalia; Artiodactyla; Balaenidae
Gene: USP27X
Product: ubiquitin specific peptidase 27 X-linked
Exons: 2
Coding region: 1-2406 (801 amino acids)
Biological process (GO): protein deubiquitination
Molecular function (GO): zinc ion binding; cysteine-type deubiquitinase activity
Source: RefSeq, a predicted model, not a curated record